Molecule: messenger RNA, 1527 nt
Organism: Alligator mississippiensis (American alligator)
Lineage: Eukaryota; Metazoa; Chordata; Crocodylia; Alligatoridae
Gene: KRT18
Product: keratin 18
Exons: 7
Coding region: 84-1388 (434 amino acids)
Biological process (GO): intermediate filament cytoskeleton organization
Cellular component (GO): keratin filament
Molecular function (GO): structural molecule activity
Source: RefSeq, a predicted model, not a curated record
CCCAGGCCUGCUGGGCUGUAUCCACCCUCCAGCCCUGUCCAGGCUCUGUCCUUUACAGCUGAGAGUCUCUCUGUCCAGGCACCAUGAGUAUCAGCAGAUCAGUCUACUCCAGCACCCGCCGGCCCGUGAGCAGCAGCCAAGGCUUCCCUAUGACCAGGAAGACCACCGCAGCUAGUGUCUAUGCCGGGGCAGGGGGCUCAGGCUCCAGGAUCUCCGUGCCUUGGGGCAGCGGUGGGGGCUAUGGAGCCAGCAGCAUCUACCUGGGAGCCUCGGGGGGCAGCGGUGGGGGCUAUGGAGCCAGCGGCAUCUACCUGGGGGGCUCGGCGGUCAUCCACAACGAGAAGGAGACCAUGCAGGACCUGAACGACCGCCUGGCUUCCUACCUGGAGAAGGUGCGGAGCCUGGAGACCGCGAACCACAACCUGGAGGUCCAGAUCCGGGAGUUCCUGGAAAAAAAGGGGCCUAGCACCCAGGACUGGAGCCACUACUGGGACAUCAUCGAGGACCUGAGGAACAAGAUCUACGAGGAGAGUGUGGACAACGCUCGCAUUGUCCUGCAGAUCGACAACGCCCGCCUGGCCGCUGACGACUUCAGGGUCAAGUAUGAGGGAGAGCUGGCCAUCCGGCAGUCGGUGGAGGCCGACAUUGCGGGGCUGCGCAAGGUCAUCGACGACACCAACAUGAGCCGGCUGCAGCUGGAGUCCGAGAUCGAGAACCUCAAGGAGGAGCUGAUCUACAUGAAGAAGAACCACGAGGAGGAGGCGAAGAGCCUGCAGGCUCAGGUCUCCGGCUCGGGGCUGACAGUGGAGGUGGACGCCCCCAAGACCCACGACCUGGGGAAGAUCAUGGCAGACAUCCGUGCCCAGUACGAAGCCCUGGCACAGAAGAACCGCGAGGACCUAGACAAGUACUGGAACCAGCAGAUCACCGAGAGCACCAUCGAGAUCACCCAGAGCACCAAGGACAUGGACACAGCCCACGGCACCCUCACAGAGCUGCGCCGCACCUACCAGACACUGGAGAUCGAGCUCGAGUCCCUGCGCAACCUGAAGGCCAGCCUGGAAGCCAACCUAAUGGAGGUGGAGAACCGCUACGGGAUGCAACUGGAGCAUCUCAACAGGCUCCUCCUGCGGACCGAGGAGGAGCUGAUGCAGGUGCGGACCGAGGUGCAGCGCCAGGCUGAGGAGUACCAGGCUUUGCUCAACAUCAAGGUCAAGCUGGAGGCUGAGAUCGCUACCUACCGCCAACUGCUGGAGGGCGGCGAGGAAUUCAGCCUGAAAGACGCGCUUGCGGAGGACAGCAGCCACAAGAUAUACAUCCAUGCCUCCAAGCAGAUAGUGGAUGGGAAGGUGGUGUCCGAGACCACCGAAACCAAGGCCCUGAAGUGAGGGCCCCACCAAGCCACCACACCACACUGUGCUCGCUCCCCUCCCACACGCUCCCCCACCUUGUUCCCCCAGAGCCCUCCAGGGACCCGCCGCCUGCUCGCACGGCUGACACUGCAAUAAAAAGCCGCCGAGCACCUGG